Molecule: messenger RNA, 1477 nt
Organism: Passer montanus (Eurasian tree sparrow)
Lineage: Eukaryota; Metazoa; Chordata; Aves; Passeriformes; Passeridae
Gene: PGF
Product: placental growth factor
Exons: 7
Coding region: 80-541 (153 amino acids)
Biological process (GO): sprouting angiogenesis; response to hypoxia; vascular endothelial growth factor receptor signaling pathway
Cellular component (GO): membrane
Molecular function (GO): growth factor activity; vascular endothelial growth factor receptor binding; chemoattractant activity
Source: RefSeq, a predicted model, not a curated record
CGGCGGGGNNNGAGGCAUGCCGGGGGCGGCGGGGCGGUAGCGGCGGCGCCGAGUCUGUACCGGGGCGGCGGGAGCGGCGAUGCGGCUGCUCGGCGCCUUCCUGCGGCUGCUGGUGGCCGGGACGCUGGGGGCACCGCCCGCCCCGGCCCCGGAGGAGCGGGGGACCGCCAGCACGGAGUCUCCCGUCCUUACCUUUCGGGAGAUCUGGAAUCGUAGUUUCUGCCGGCCUCUGGAGCAGCUGGUGGACGUCAUUACCGAAUUCCCCAACGAGGUGGAGUACAUUUUCAGACCCUCGUGCGUCUCCCUGCAGCGCUGUGGAGGCUGUUGCGGGGACGAGGGUCUCCGCUGCGUCCCCGUGGAGACCAGCACGGUCACCAUGCAGCUCCUGAAGAUAAAGCCAAAUGGGGAGGCGCCCUAUGUGGAGAUGGCGUUCACCGAGCACAAGCGGUGCGAGUGCAGGCCCCGGCAGGACCUGAUGAGGCUGGGAAGCCCUUCUUGUGGUACUUUCCUUCUGAAGGAGGAGGUCCAAGGGCCGAGGUAAGAGAAGACAAGACAAGAAGGGACGGAAAGACUGUGAACUCACAGGCUGGACUCAUUGUGGGCACUUUUGAGGUGUGACACCUGUGGCUAACAGUUUGCUCCAGCAUUUUCCCCUUUUGUCUGAAGUCUGCUGUUGGGGGCUCAGCCGGUGCCAGCCCCACCACCCUCACUCCUCCCCAUGAAGAGGCUGCCUGCAGGCCCUACCCCUGCAGUUGUGUGUCACAGGGGCCAGGCACAAAGAAGGGGAUGCAGGGCAGAGAGGUGAGCCUCCCGUGCUGGCAGUGCUCACCCUGUGCCAUGCUCUCUUUGCAGAUGUGGCACACCGCGCAGGUAGCCUCUGCCCUGCCCCCAGCCUCGCUCCUGCCACCUGGGUUGGAGCCAGCUGCCUUUGUCCCCAGAAUGGGACACUUGUGGAGUCAUGUCCCUCCAGCUGCAGCGGAGAGCAGGACUCCAGCACAGAAGAGCUGACUGUUACUCUUGCUUGGCCCUGGUGGGAACACGGCCUGGCACCAAGGACUCCCUUGCCCCAUCUGCCCCACUGGCAGCAAGAAAAAAGGACUUGUGACCAAGCCUGGGGCUGAAGAUGAGGAGCUCAAGCAGUUUGUUGGUGUUUGAGGACAUUCUAGGGGCAAUGAGGAGCCAUGUGCUGCUGGAACUGGCUGGGGAGGACAGCAUGAUGUGGAGAUGGCUCACAGGACUGCACCUGCAAAACUUCUCUGUCCUGCCAGCACUCUGCAGCUGGGGAGGAAGGAAAUCUGGGGCAGGCAAGGCUGUAGGGCUGCAUCCGUCCCAAUUUUGGCACAGGGCAGCCCAGGCAGGUGCCAGGGAUCUUGCCUGGGAAGCUGUUCUGCUUGGGAACAGAAGGGAGCUGGGCUCCUCAUGUAUUCACAGCUACAUCUCAGCUUUGCCCUGCUCAAUAAAAGCUGGUCAGACAUGG